GUCUGGGGCCAGCAGACCUCAGUACAAAAUCGAAUCCUCCACCGGAGAGCUGCAAGAAAACUAGAUCAGAGCUGUCUCUCUCUCUCCAGCUUCAGCCAUUUUUGGCCAGAUCUCAGAAGAACAAGAAGCAAAAAAGAAGAAGAAGAAGAUAGAAGAAGAGGAAGAAGAAGAAGACGGAGAAGAAGAAGAAGAAGAGCUGAACAUGCAUUUUUAUCAUAAACAGCGAGAUUGAUUAUCCAUGGGACCACUUGAACGGAUGUUCUGUAAUGGGAGGUCAAGAUCGAAACCGUCUAUUCCGUGGCCCCCAGCAUGGAUGCCCGUUGUGCAGAAUUCCAAAUGAUCGGGCAAUGAGGCGGCGGUGGCCGCAAAAUAAUUGUUAAAACUGAAACACCCAAUGCUGGCAUCGUGAUGGGCUGGUUCUGAUAUUUGAGGGUGGACCCCAUGUUGCAUGUACCAUAAUGUCUAUUUUAUGGACUUCAGAACAAUGUUGUACAUCCAUGAAAUGUUCUAUUUGAUGGUGGUCCAUGCUAGGGGAUAUCUAAGUUUCCAUCCCAUUUAUGCUGACGAAAAAGCAUGUGUUGAAUUGUAGCCUCUUAUUAUCAAAUUGGAGGAGUGGUCUUUUCAGAAAAUCGGUUCAUUAAGAAUUGAUAGCCAGGAAAGGGUGGGUUUUGAACUAAUUAGUUGGCACGAUGAUCAGCAAGCCACUUUUGUUGACCUAUCUAUAUCUACUAAUCUACAUACUUCUCUCUUCUGGAGUCAUUUUGUACAACAAGUGGGUUCUCUCACCAAAAUAUUUCAAUUUUCCACUUCCUAUAACGCUUACUAUGAUUCACAUGGGAUUUUCUGGCGCGGUAUCAUUCUUUCUAGUUCGCGUUGUCAAGGUUGUAGCACCUGUCAAGAUGACAUUUGAAAUAUAUGCAACAUGUGUGAUUCCCAUUAGUGCCUUCUUUGCAUCAAGCCUUUGGUUUGGUAACACUGCUUAUCUCCACAUUUCAGUGGCUUUUAUACAGAUGCUCAAAGCCCUAAUGCCAGUGGCAACAUUUCUCAUGGCUGUUAUUUGUGGCACUGACAUAUUAAGGUGUGACGUAUUCUUGAACAUGGUGCUGGUCAGUGUUGGAGUCGUCAUUUCCUCAUACGGGGAAAUUCAUUUUAAUAUAGUCGGGACAGUUUACCAGGUCACGGGCAUAUUUGCAGAAGCUCUUAGGCUGGUCUUAACUCAGGUCCUCCUCCAAAAGAAAGGCUUGACUCUAAAUCCCAUCACCAGUUUAUAUUAUAUAGCUCCCUGCAGUUUCCUGUUCUUAUUUGUACCAUGGUAUUUACUGGAGAAGCCGGCAAUGGAGGUUUCACAGAUUCAAUUCAAUUUCUGGAUAUUCUUUUCGAAUGCUCUCUGUGCUCUAGCCUUGAACUUCUCAAUAUUCUUAGUAAUUGGUAGAACUGGAGCGGUCACCAUCCGGGUUGCUGGUGUUCUGAAGGAUUGGAUAUUAAUCGCCCUUUCUACAAUUAUAUUUCCAGAGUCAACAAUAACUGGACUGAACAUUAUUGGCUAUGCAAUUGCUCUAUUAGGUGUUGUCAUGUACAACUACUUGAAGAUCAAGGAUGGCCGUGCAUCAAAUCAACUUCUGGUGGAAACUGUACCUGAAAGAGUAUCAAAGGAGUGGAAGUUGGACAAGAAAUCAUCGGAUCUAUACCCCAAUAAUGGGAAUAAUGGCAAUGGCGGAGGCAAUAAUGGUGGGAAUGGUUUGUCAUUGGAUUCUAGCGUGGACGAAGAAGCGCCCCUUAUUACGUCCUCAAGGCUGUCUCACAUUGGCCGAAGCCAGCUCAGCAGCAGCAGCAGCAGCUACAAUGCGUGAGUAGUAAUCAAAGAUCACAAGUAUAUUUCCGCAACAACUUCAGCCUCUCUGCCUCUCUCAUUCGUCAAAAGGAAAAGAGAAAUAGAGAGGAGGAACCGACAGUCUGAAUCCUAAUGUAGCAAUUCUUUUGUACGAAAAGCUGGCCAUUUUUUUCCCUGCCAAGAGCACAUCACAAGGCGUAUCAUGAAACUGCCUGCGGUAAUGUGGUAGUAGCCAGUUGAUCGGAUAGUAAUCAUUGAUCAGGCCAUGAAGAUGUGUUAGCUUGAGUGGUUUUUCUUUCUUUCAAGUAAUCUCUUAGUUUUGGCAUGGAUGCCUGCCAGUUAGAAACAUAGAACAUAUCUUGUCCUUCACAUGCAUUUCAUAUUCGGUUGUUUUUGAGGCCGUUUGACGAGGAAGGGCAUCCAUAAAAAGGGCAUUUUGGUCAAUAAGCCAUUACGCGGUA
Messenger RNA from Magnolia sinica, 2292 nucleotides. RefSeq names its product probable sugar phosphate/phosphate translocator At3g17430. Gene Ontology annotation, cellular component: trans-Golgi network; endosome; Golgi apparatus. The transcript has 12 exons. The record is from RefSeq and is a predicted model, not a curated record. Bases 690 to 1850 code for a protein of 386 amino acids. Lineage: Eukaryota; Viridiplantae; Streptophyta; Magnoliopsida; Magnoliales; Magnoliaceae. Gene Ontology annotation, molecular function: antiporter activity.